AUGUGGUUCACCCGCGGUUUCAGUCUCACAAAUUUCGUCAUCGGCACAUCCGCGUUAACUUUCCAAGUCUUUGUGCUGUACCCGUGGCACGAGCAGCUGGACGAGGAGUUUAAGGAGCUAAGGAAAGAGCAUGCGAGAUUGCUGGAUGAGACGCAUAAGCAG
This is a messenger RNA of Macroventuria anomochaeta, 162 nucleotides long. RefSeq lists its product as uncharacterized. The transcript has a single exon. The record is from RefSeq and is a predicted model, not a curated record. NCBI's taxonomy places the organism in Eukaryota, Fungi, Ascomycota, Dothideomycetes, Pleosporales, Didymellaceae. The annotation marks the transcript as partial.